Messenger RNA from Sphaerodactylus townsendi, 711 nucleotides. Its product is annotated as dynein axonemal heavy chain 7-like. The transcript is spliced from 5 exons. Lineage: Eukaryota; Metazoa; Chordata; Lepidosauria; Squamata; Sphaerodactylidae. Gene Ontology annotation, molecular function: minus-end-directed microtubule motor activity; ATP binding; dynein intermediate chain binding. Gene Ontology annotation, cellular component: dynein complex. The annotation marks the transcript as partial. Gene Ontology annotation, biological process: microtubule-based movement. The record is from RefSeq and is a predicted model, not a curated record.
ACUCUGUUUGGUGCUCUCCACCUGCAUCUUGGGGGCGCCCCGGAAGGCCCCGCUGGGACUGGAAAAACUGAAACGACAAAGGACUUAGCGAAAGCGGUUGCCAAACAAUGUGUGGUUUUCAAUUGUUCAGAUGGACUGGAUUACCUGGCUCUAGGGAAAUUCUUUAAGGGCCUCCUUUCCUGUGGAGCCUGGGCUUGCUUUGAUGAAUUCAACAGAAUUGACCUGGAAGUACUUUCUGUUGUGGCACAGCAAAUUCUGACUAUCCAGAGAGGUAUCAAUUCUGGGUCUGACAUCCUGGUGUUUGAAGGGACUGAGCUGAAACUGAACCCAACCUGCGCUGUCUUCAUCACCAUGAAUCCCGGCUAUGCUGGGCGCUCAGAACUUCCAGACAAUCUGAAGGCCCUGUUUCGGACAGUGGCUAUGAUGGUGCCUGAUUAUGCUAUGAUUGCGGAGAUCGUCCUCUACUCCUGUGGGUUCGUUACCGCCCGGCCCCUCUCAGUGAAGAUCGUGGCUACCUACCGCCUCUGUUCAGAACAGUUGUCUUCCCAGCACCACUAUGAUUAUGGGAUGAGGGCUGUGAAGUCGGUGCUCACGGCCGCGGGGAACCUGAAGCUGAAAUAUCCCGAAGAAAAUGAAGAAAUUUUGCUUCUUAGAUCUAUUAUAGAUGUAAAUUUGCCGAAGUUCUUAUCCCAUGAUCUACCACUUUUUGAG